AUGGAGGCGGAUGCUGACCUUGGCUCUGUUGCGGCCGCGUUUCGCGGCACCGAAGAGUACGCGGCUGCGUUUGACUUGGAGGUGUGGAAGGCGCAGCAGCAGGCGCGACUGCGAAGUGAGUUGGGCGAGGAGAAGACUCGGCUGAGGAGGGAAGUGGCGGCGGAGGUGCGAAAGAAGGAGGAGGAGCGUCUGGGCGAGUUGGAUGCAUUCCGCCGGGAGCUGGAGCAGGUGGCGCAACGGCUGCAGCUGCGGGAGGAGACGCUGCAGAGGCGCAUCUCGCAGUUUGAGGCGCGUGAGGCGGUGUUUGAGGCGCGGCGGGUGAAGGUGGCGGAGCAGCACGAGCAGCACCUGCUCGCGGUGGAGAGCCGCACCCGCCGGCAGCUGGAGGAGGCCGUGGUGCGUGAGGGCCUGCUCCAGGCACAAGCGCGGGAGCGGGAGGGCACCGUCGCCCGCCUCGAGGAGAGGCUUCGGGCGGCGGAGAACGAGCACGACACGCUGCAGCGAUACCUGGCCCGCACCGUCGCCGAUGACAAGGAAAAGGCGAGGGUGGCGCGGCUGGAAGAAGAGUCUGCGGCAGCCAACGCGGCGGUGGCGGCGCUGCAGUUGAAGCUAAAGGAGCGCGAGGCGGAGCUGGCGGCCGCACGGAAGGAGCGUGACCAGUUUGAGGCGGCGGCAAAGCAGUGCCGGGAUCAGUUGGGCCAACUCAGCCGGCGUUACAGUGAGCUGCAGCAGCAGUGGCAGCAGCGCGAGCGGGCGCUGCUGGAUGCCGAGCACCGACGGCUGGAUGAAGCCAAGCGGCGGCAGCAGCUUCUCGCACUUGAGGCCGGAGGCGGGGCAGGCGGCGACGUGCACCGCUGCGACCUUCUCGGGUUUCAGGUUGCCGAAGGUGCCACCCGCGGCAGCGCCGGCGCUGACCCCACCGCCGCCUUCCUCAAGGAGCUGCAAGCGGAGGUGGCGCAGGGUCUGCGUGAGCUGCGGGGCAAGGAAAAAAAGAAGGGCAGUCGGGCGAAGGCGGGCGGCGUUGCUCCAGCUGGGCCGCGAUUAGUCUACGCGGAGGUGUCGCAGCCCCACCACGGCGGGGCGCAUUCGUCGCACGUGUCAGGCAGUGCGCGAGCCGCGGCUGGCGGAGACGCGGUCAACACCACGCUAUCCUCGCUGACGCAGCGCGGGAGCGAGGGGCAGCCUGAGUCGGGGGAGCCGCCGCACGGCCCUCUGCAGGAUCGGCCCGAAGCCGAGGGGGGGGAGGAGGAGGACGGCGUCGAUGUUUCCUCGUCCUACUGUUACGCGGACGUAGAGUCUUGGAUCGCGGAGCGGGAGGAGCGGCGCGGCGUGCCGCGGGAGGCCGUGGGCGACGACCUCACGCGGGGUCCGUUGCCCCCGCUCCCACCCGCCGCGGCCGCGCCGCCGUUGCCGGAGGAUUUUCUCCAGGCGUCGCGGGCGGCCCUUCCACCCGCCUCUCGGGAGUCGGCCCGGGAGGAGAUGAUGGCGUUCGUCAAGAAGCUGCGGACGAAUAAGCAGCGGCUGCUGGAGUCGGGCGUGUACACGGAGGACGACACCCUUUUGAAGGAGAUGACCGACAAAAUCGCACUCUACGAGGAUUUUCUCCUGCGACACUUUUGA
Messenger RNA from Trypanosoma conorhini, 1620 nucleotides. RefSeq lists its product as uncharacterized. The record is from RefSeq and is a predicted model, not a curated record. The coding region runs from base 1 to 1620 and encodes 539 amino acids. The transcript has a single exon. NCBI's taxonomy places the organism in Eukaryota, Euglenozoa, Kinetoplastea, Trypanosomatida, Trypanosomatidae. Gene Ontology annotation, biological process: positive regulation of centriole elongation; interkinetic nuclear migration; centrosome cycle. Gene Ontology annotation, cellular component: centrosome; centriole.